AUGGAUGGGAACACCAGCAACGUUGUACGCCUUGCCAAGGCAUGCAGUAUAUGCAGACGAAAGAAGGUUAAAUGUGAUGGGACUCGGCCGGUCUGUGUCCCCUGCAGAACAUUCGACUUGCCCUGCAAGUACGAGGACACCGUGCGACGCAAGAAAAAGCACAACCGCGAGGAGCAUUUUGAUGAGCUCGAACAGCGCAUUCAGUCUCUACAAGACGAAUUAAAUGAAGCACAUGCGGCUAAGAGACUGCGACUGCCGAGUGACGAGAACACAGGCCUAGAGCAUGUCCAACAUUCAGAAGCAUCCGAUUCAGAGUUGCCAUCUCCGAGAAAUGACACCGCUCAAGCAUCUUUCGAGGCCGAGGCCGAUCGAGGCGAUGGCGACGGAGGGUCAUAUACCCUUAAAACUCCGAAAGGCGCGAUGCGAUUUUUUGGUGCAUCCUCUCAUUUUUCGAUUGUUUCCCCUGAGGGUGUGGGCUGGCUUGAAAGCAAGACGGGUAAUAAUGUAUGGCGCCAUGUCGCUCAAAGAAACAGCAGUCGAUGGAGGCUAGCCGACUGGUAUCCUCGAGCUCUUCAAGAUGAUUUCCAAAGCAGAUGCUCGCAACCCUUACCAUCGAAAGCGGUCAUCCUAGAUCUUGUCCAUGAAUAUUUUGACACGUUCAACAAGGCCCUACCGCUUUUCGGGCCCGAAAGUUUCAUGGGAAUGGUCAGCAGACACUUCUCAUGGAAUCCUAACGAAAGUCCCUCAUGGUGGGCUGCAUUCAAUAUUGUCCUUGCCUUUGCAUACAUGCGAAGGGCAGAGAGCUCCGGUGCCAGCAGCGACGACUGGCAAAAAUGCCUGGGUCAUGUCAAAAACGCAAUGAACGUGGUCACAGAGCUGUUCAUGCGAACCUGUGAUCUCCUCGCUGUUCAGGCGCUUCUUGGACUGGCAAUCUUCUUUCAAGGCACCCCAAACCCCCAACCUCUGUUCAUGUUUGCCGCCGCAGCUGUACGUCUGUCGCAAUCCAUUGGGUUGCACAAGUCCAACUCCUUUGGUCUCCCGGUGUCCCAGAUUGCAGAGCGGAGAAGGGUCUUCUGGAUAGCGUUCAUUUUGGACGCCGACAUCUGUCAGCGGACCGGCCGCCCUGCUGCCCAAGAUACCCGUGAUUACAAUACUUUACUGCCUCGCGAGAAUCCACCUGAUGGCUUAGGUGUGAUAGAGAUCGGGAAUACCAAAAUCAAUUUCUUCUCGGCACUAUCCCGAUUUGCUUUGAUCCAACGGAAGGUUUGUGAUGAGCUGUAUAGCACUGAGGCAUUCAAUAAAAACAAAGAACAGUUGAUGAAAGAUGUGAGGGGUUGCUUUGACGAUCUUGAAGCAUGGAAACGAAGUAUCCCACCGAUCCUCCGGCCCCGAAGAAACUUUUCGAUCGGCGACCAUGCCUUUCUACCGCACAUCCUCAGACUACACUUUGCAUAUCAUUGUUGCUACCUCAAUAUCCACCGAGUCUGUCUACUUCCUCGGCGCUGGCCGAAUAGCCCGCAGAAUGAGGGGCUCAGUCCCCCGGGUCUGUCGAAUGACCGAGAGAGAUCAGUGCAACAAUCAAUAGAAGCAGCGCGAGCGGCGAUUGAACUGAUCAGCCAAGUCCGAGGCCACUAUGGCCAAUCCUUUGAAUGGAGCAUUGUUUACUUCCCAGGGGCAGCUUUGGUUGCAUUGUUCUCCCAAAUACUCACUGAUCCGUCGCGUCCCGACACUGAAUCGGAUAUUACUAUGAUUCAUGGGGUUGUCAGUUUCAUAUCAAGGGUCGCAUCCCAAGAACAAGAUACAUACUUGGACUAUGUAUUGGCAUUGUGCUCUGACUUCGAAAGUGCAGCCAGGAAAGAGUUGCAUCGGGCCAGAAAUCCCGAGCCAGACUCCGUGGGUGAUAAUCAGCCAGUUGCCAUUCGUCCGCAAGGGCAAAUGUUGACACAUAAUGACUACUUGCCCCCGAACUCUUUCCCAGCUUUUUUCAAUCCUCCCCAGGCGACUGAAAAUGAUGACAGCAACAUUCAGUCUUCAAACACGAUGCCUACAGAUCAAAGUUUCUAUACUACAGGGCCACUACCGUUCCCCGCUCCUCUUUCUUGGAACUGGCAAGACAUGCUAGCAGGUGUCCCUCCGGCGUAUGAUUUUGGUGCAUAUGAUUUAGCUGAAAGCACUGGAGAGUUUUGA
Molecule: messenger RNA, 2187 nt
Organism: Penicillium samsonianum
Lineage: Eukaryota; Fungi; Ascomycota; Eurotiomycetes; Eurotiales; Aspergillaceae
Exons: 5
Coding region: 1-2187 (728 amino acids)
Biological process (GO): DNA-templated transcription; regulation of DNA-templated transcription
Molecular function (GO): DNA-binding transcription factor activity, RNA polymerase II-specific; zinc ion binding; DNA binding
Source: RefSeq, a predicted model, not a curated record